Linderina pennispora is the source of this 8265-nucleotide messenger RNA. RefSeq lists its product as uncharacterized. The transcript is spliced from 3 exons. NCBI's taxonomy places the organism in Eukaryota, Fungi, Kickxellomycota, Kickxellomycetes, Kickxellales, Kickxellaceae. Gene Ontology annotation, cellular component: TORC1 complex; TORC2 complex; nucleus. Bases 410 to 7807 code for a protein of 2465 amino acids. The record is from RefSeq and is a predicted model, not a curated record. Gene Ontology annotation, molecular function: protein-containing complex binding; protein serine/threonine kinase activity; protein binding. Gene Ontology annotation, biological process: TOR signaling; negative regulation of macroautophagy.
GUUUGAAUGUUUUUCAGCUGGUGCCCUAAUGUAAUGUCUCCCCCCCCCUCACUUCAAGGCUUCCGUACUCAGCCAUUCCAGCACAUGGUCACUAGUGCCAAUGAUGGAGCUCAGAGCACCAGGCCAGUGUACCUUUAUAUAGUACUGGAAUAGACUAAUAGCAAUAUGAAAAAAGGAAACGGCAGCGUGGGUGAUACGCCUGAUGAUGGUAUCAAUGCGGGGAGAUAUUUAUAUCGCUGGAGAUGGCGCAGCUACUCAGGUUUUUGGUGUCCUGGGGGUCGUUUCCAAAUACACUGCAGCUGACCAGCCUUUUCCUCUCUCCCCUGUCUCUUCUAAAGUAGUAUUUUUCACCUCAUUCACAAGUCCAUAUUAAAAGAGAAUAAAAAAGCAGAGCUCAUUUCACAACUUUAUGCAGUCGGCAAUUGGCGAACAGUGGGACGAAUUGCUGGUGCGGCUAAAGUCUCGAGAUGCGAAGGAGCGCGAGGCGGCAGCUGAAGAGCUACAUAGACAGCUCAACACCGCAGAGGCGGUUGAUAAAUACGGCACGCACAGUGCACUGUACAGCAAGCUAGGGGCCAUGGCAAAAACCCUGCUGGGAUCGUCCUCUGCAAUCGACCAUUUAGCAUGCACCGAAAUUCUCUCGGCGCUGGCCGACAUGGCAUCACUAGAGGUCGACCAGUACACACGGAUAUCCCUGCAAGUCAAGACCUUGCUCAGCAACCCCGACAACGCAGUGUCUGCAAAGGCCGCGCAGCUCCUGCGCAAGCUCAUCAGCAAGCGCUGGGCUGGCGCCCACGCACUGCUGGAAUCAGAGGUUUCCCGCAGCCUGGCAUGGCUCAAUAAUCCGCUUAGCACACAUUACGUGGCUGCCCUGCACGUGCUCACCGAGGCAUUCGCUGGUGCGCCCUCGGCCAUGCGCGCAUAUGCAUUCAAGGCAUUGCCGUGCGUGACCAAACAGCUCCACAGCCCGCAGAGGGGCGUGCGCGAGGCUGCUGCGCUGGCGCUCAAGGCUGGCCUGGCCCAUGUAGCCAGUCGCGAUGCCCCUGCGCUCUGGCACAACUUUCUGUUCCAGGAAAUGCAGCAAAGGGAUGACUUUGCGGCCUUGCUGAUCUGCCAGGCGCUGGUUGAGCACGGCGGCAGCUUCAUGCUAGCCCACCUUGCGGCAGCCGGCGAUUUGGCCAUCAGGAUGGCCAGUGCACGUGAUCCGGAUUCCCACGACCGUGCGAUUGCACUGCUACCAGCACUGGCACAGUACAGCCCCCAGGGGUUUAGUGCACACAGCUCCGAUGGGCUGCUGGCGAAGGCGGUUUGGCUGCUGAUCAGGCAGGGUGGCGAAGCAGAGCUCCGGGCGCUUGGCGGCAUUGCUGUCAGCUGCGGUGACAGCUUUGCUGUGUAUGUGGAGCCUGUCAUCCAGGCAAUCCACACGGCGAUUGAGAAGCGGUCGAGUAAGGCAGCGCUGGUGGCGGUGGCGCAGGUGGCGCAGGCGGUCGGUCCUGCAAUUGUACCGCAUGCAGAUGGCCUGCUCGAUGAGAUGUGUGCAGUUGGGCUGAGCAGCUCUCUGUGCAGUGCACUGGCGGUCCUGGUCGAGGUCGAUGAGUUGGCGAAUGGCGUGCGCGAGCGCCUGCUGGAUAUGCUGUCAAUGGUCCUGAUUGGAAUUCCGUUCAGGCCGCGGCAGCCGGGCAUUGAUGCGUUUGAGCUGCAGCAGGGCCUUACACCACGGCACUACUCGAUGCCAGCCAUUGCCCACAGAAUGAAGGCUAGCUCUAAUGAUCGGCCAUGGCUGGCGGCCAAUGCUACAGCAGCACCAGAGGUGCUUGUUUUGGCACUCAAUACGCUUGGUAGCUUUGAUUUUGGAUGCGAGAACCUGUCGCUGUUUCUGCGCCAGGACGUGCUCGCGCUGCUCUCCCACGAGCUGCCCAGUGUCCGCAUCGCCGCCAUCCACGCAUCCUCGCAUAUCGUCACGUCCAAUACUAUGUUUCAUAUGCUGUUCGGUGCCGGCGUCGAUGUGGCCAGUAGCCUGGCGGACCAGCUUAUCUCCACAUCCGUCAUGGACACUAAUGCAGAAGUGCGACUGACAGCUGUCCGUGCACUGGAAAACUGCCGCUGUCUGGACUUCCACCUGAGCCGCACCGCCUCCGUGCGCACCCUGCAGACGCUGCUUAAUGACGAGCAGUCUGAGGUGCGACUGGCUGUGGUUGGGAUUAUCGGUCGGCUGGCUACCACCAAUGCCGCGCAUGUGAUGCCGCUCCUCCGCCAUCUGCUGCUGCAACUGCUGACUGCAUUCAAGCACGCCCAGAGCAGCAAUGAGCGACGCGAGUGUGCCGGACUGCUUCUAGUAGCGGUGCGGGCGGCCGAGGACUGGGUCCAGCCGCAUGUCGCGGGCAUCUACCGCGUUAUUGAAGAGCACAUGGAUGAGGGCCGGAGCCAGUUGGACAUUGCCGCAGCGCUGGCACGCGCUAGCGGCAAGGAUAUGGCGAAGCAUAUGGGUAGCAUGUUGAAGGGCAUUCUGCGGGCGCUGGGUGACCAGACAAAUAUAGCGCGGCAGCUUGCGGGGCUCCAGGCGCUAAGCAGCUGCGCGACAUUUAGCGGCCUGGUCAUCAAGCCGCUUAUUGCCCAGCCGACACUGCUGCCUUCGCUGAUGCAGUUGCUCAGGACAGAUGCGAGCGAACAGAUCCGCCUUGAAGUACUGCGUGCUAUCGGUGCCCUGGGAGCGAUUGACCCCCACUCAUUCAGUAGGCGGGCGACGAAGCUAUCGGGAAAGAAAUACGCAGCACCCAACGUCAUGGAGGUGGCUGUAAUUAAACCCAGCGAGAUGCUGGAGGGCGGUAUCCCAACAGACUCGUACGGCACGGCAUUUACCGACAACCCGUACUAUGCUUCUGUCGCAGUCAGUGCGCUGGUGCGUAUUCUCCAAGACCCUGCCCAGGCAGUACACUAUCGGCAGGCAGUACAGGCGCUGGCCUCAAUGUUCAAUGCACUGCAGAACGGCAGCCAGAACCACCUGCAGGUGGCUGUGCCGGCUAUUCUGGGCGCCAUGGACGCAGCGCCCAGCGACCAGGCACACUUCUACAUUGAGAAUCUGGGCCGUAUCGUCAUGAUCGCCCGGGAUCUGAUCCGGCCGUAUGUCGAGCCCAUGUUCAAAUUGUUAGAGUCCGGUCCCAGCAUUAGCGUGCAGCGGCAGACUGCGACCAUCGAGCUCAUCGAGGUGCUCUAUGUGGCAAUGGCAGGCGACCUCGGCAUCCAUUGCUCAGCGACAGUGACGUUCCUGCUUUCCAUUAUCGCCCUUGACAAGAGCGACCUGCGGCUGACCACGCAGCGCGCACUCCACGCCCUGCGCAUCCUUGGCCCAAGCCUGGAGAGGUACGUGAGUGCGGUUCUGCCAAGGCUCAUUGAAUUGCUUAAUGUGCAGAACCAGCCGCUGCGUGCAGUCGAGGAGGCCCUGAAGACCACCGCUGCUAUUGCUGCGUCGGCUGACUGCCGUGGCUUUGCGUCGCGCAUCGUCCUGACGCUGGUGCGCAUGCUGCAUCAUGCGACAAUAAGGUCCCUGCAGACAGCAAUCAUGGAUGUGUUCUGCACACUGGCUAUGCGCUUGCAAGACGACUUUGUUCACUACCUGCCAAUAAUCGCUAGUGCGCUGAAGGCCACAGGGAUUACGCAUGAGAGAUACACAAAGUACACGCGCAGUCUGCUCCUGGGCCGACUGGUUGCUGAGGAGCCGGUGCCGGAGCAGCCGAUGCUGUAUGCUGACGGACCUGCAUUCCCGCUUGGGCACCCCGACAAUCUGCAGGUCAAUGUGGCUGCGCUGCAGCGCAUAUGGCGGAUGGCCCUGCAGUGCCAGUCGCGGGAGGACUGGCUUGGGUGGCUCCACAGUCUCAGCACCGAGUUCCUGCGGCAGUCAUCGUCGCCGGCCCUGCGCGCCUGCGCUCCCCUGGCAUUCACACACAAUGCCACUGCCGCACGCCUAUUCAACGCCGCCUUUAUGUCGUGCUGGACCGAGCUGUCCGGACCGCCGCAGCAGGAGCUCAUUGCGCUAGUCCAGAACAUUGUGCUGAACGAAACUGUGCCUGCAGAGCUCCUGCAGGUGAUUCUGGCGCUGGCCGAGUACAUGGAGCGCGACGAAAAGCCCAUGCCAAUCGACAUUGGGCUGCUGGGCGCGUGUGCUAGUCGCUGCCAUGCUGUGGCGCGCGAGCUGCAUUACCAGGAGACUGCAUGGGCUCUGGAGGAGACCGAGGAGACAGCCGAGCGGCUUAUUGCGCUGAAUACGCGGCUGGAGCUGCAUGAUGCUGCCACUGGCAUGCUUGAUUACGUACGUACACGGCAGCCUGGGGUCAAGGAGAGCGCGGAGCUGCAUGUGCGCCUGCACCACUGGGACAGGGCCCUGCAGAUCAUCGACCGCCAGGAACACAUUAGCGGGCCGACCACUGCCACCACCACCAUGAAGCUGCGCUGCCUGUUCGAGCUGUCUGACUGGGAACGCUUGAUCCCGCUCUUCCAGGAUAUCUCCCCGGACCGCCAUCCAAGCAUCGCACACAUCGGCGCCAACAUGUCCUGGACAUUGGGCGACCUUGCUGGUCUUGAGAAAUACACGCCAUCCCUGCCCACCGCCGGCGGCGAGCGCAGCUUCAGCGAAGCGCUCAUUGCUGCGUUCCGUAAUAGAACCACGGAUGCCGCCCGGGCGAUUAAAUUGGCGCGGCAUGAGCUCGAGACUGACUUUAGUUCGCAUCUGGCCGAAUCGUAUAGCCGUGGGUUUGCGCAUGUGUUCCGCUGCCAGAUGCUGACUGAGCUCGAGGAGGUUAUGGAGUUUCGUGCCGCACACAACAACCGCGAGCGGCAGCUGGCGAUUGCCGAGACAUGGAGGCUGCGCAUGCAGGGCGUGCCAUAUGAUGUCAAUACGUGGCGGCGCCUGCUCUGGAUCCACAGCCUGGCAAUCAGGCCCAUCCAGGACCUCGAAGUGUGGGCAAAAUUCAUUAAUCUCUGUCGCAAGACCAGGCAGAUGAAUAUUGCCAGACAUGCGCUCUGCGUGCUGGUGAGUGACGAAUCUGGCUAUAUGCACGAAUGCGCGAGGGCUGCGGAUCGCGAGUCACAGGACAGCGUUCAGGUGGUGGGCGGCGAGUUCAGCACGCUCUUGUCGGAUCAAAAGCUCGACGAGUCGAUCAGCACGUCGCAGCACCCUCUGCUGAAAUACACAUAUCUCAAGUACCUGUGGGCAAACAGCCACUGCCAGGACGCAUACCAGAGACUGGACCAAUGCAUUGCGGAGUACACAGCCCAGCUCAGCUUUGACAUUGAUCAUCCGCACGCGCUAUUUGAUCAUUCUGGUGCUGCUGGCUCUCGGACAUCUGGUGGCGCCUGUAGCUCUGACCUAGGACUAGUACAGCUUCUGGCGCGCCUCUUGUACAAGAGGGCCGAGUGGCUUACCAGCCUCCUGCAAGACACAAAUCUGGGACAUGAGGCGAAGCGCAAGGCGGCACUGGGCGCGAAUGAAGCAUACCCCCUAUCUCCACCGCCUGAUAGCCGUGAAUCAGCAGCACACAAAUCGGUCCUAGGCUCACAGACUAGAUUGGUGCCAGGUAGAAUGACUAGUGCAGCAGCAUCAGACGCCACCAAGGCUGAUGAGCUGGUCUUGAAGUCGUACCAGGCAGCAACAGUUCUUCACAGCAAGUGGUACAAGGCGUGGCAUUCGUUGGCGUCCCAGCACUACUACGAGACGCAGAAGCUGACCGGUGAGCUCGAUGCAGUACCCGAGGAUGCCAUUGAGAGGCACGUGGUGCCGGCAGUGAACGGCUUUUUCCGCGCCAUCAAGCUGGCCAAAAAGGACACGACGCUGCAGGAUACACUGCGGCUCCUGACCGUGUGGUUCAACCACCCGCACCACUCGCUGGUAGUGCAGGCAGUGCAGGACGGCAUCCAUACGGUCUCGAUCCGCACCUGGCUGCAGGUGAUUCCACAGCUGCUGGCGCGCAUCCACAUCCAGCCUGAGAAAACUAGCUUGCUGAUCCAGUGGCUGCUGGCCGAGAUCGGCAAGCAGUACCCGCAGGCCGUCCUGCUCCCACUAUAUGUGGCAGCGCGCUCAGAAAACAGCGACCGCGGGCAGGCGGCUCGGAUUGUGCUGGAGAAACUGCAUGACCGGACACCUGUGCUGGUCGAGGAGACCGAGGUGGUGAGCCGCGAGCUGAUCCGCCUGGCGCUGUUGUUUCCAGAAAUGUGGCGCGACGCACUCGAUGUUGCCUCAAAGCACUACUUUCAGCAAAACGACAUUCCUGGCAUGAUCCGCGUCAUGGCGCCGCUGCAUGAGCGCGCGCGCAACCCUCAGACUGUGCGCGAGUACCAUUUCGUGCAGGCGUGCUUCAGCGAACUGUCGGCGGCUGAGGAGUACACUGCGCAGUACCUGGCCAGCAAGCCUGGGCGGUGCAAAAAAGCGCUGAUUGAGAAAGUAUGGACCGCAUAUCAUGCGAUCUUUGUCAAGGCCAACAAGAUGAUGCUUAGACCCUGCCCGCUGGCGCUACGCGACACAGCACCGGUGCUGCUCGACUGCUGCGACAUGCAGCUGGCUGUGCCAGGCACAUACGACCCAGACAUGCCGUUGGUCCGCAUUGCAUCAUUCAAGCCCACGGUCGAUAUGUAUGACACGAAGCAGCGCCCCCGGCACGUGCAUAUUUAUGGAUCCGACGGCCAUACCUACGUAUUCCUGCUCAAAGGCCAUGACGACAUGCGCCAGGACGAACGCGUCAUGCAAAUCUUCGGCCUGGUAAACUCUUUGCUCAACAAUGAUUCGGAGACUGCGCAACGCGCGCUUGCAAUCGAGCGGUACCCAGCCAUCCCGCUGUCGUCCAACACCGGCCUGAUCGGCUUCUACCCGAACAGCGAGUCGCUGACUGACAUUAUCCGCAGCUACCGCAGCGCGCACAGCCUGCCCUUGAACCUAGAGCGCCAGAUGGUGCUGCAGUUUGCACCGAACUGGGACACGCUAACGGCUCUGCAGAAGGUCGAGGGGUUCGAGUAUGCGCUAUCAAAUACACCCGGCAACGACCUGCAGCGUGCAAUGUGGUACAAGGCGCCCAGCGCCGAAAAAUGGCUCGAGCGCCGCACACAGUACACGCGCAGCACGGCGGUUCUGUCGAUCGUUGGAUUUAUCCUGGGAUUGGGCGACCGCCACCUGACCAACAUCAUGCUGCACACCGAGACCGGCAAGAUUGUGCAUAUCGAUUUCGGCGACUGCUUUGAGAUUGCGUCGCAGCGCAAGGAGUUCCCGGAGACGGUGCCGUUCCGCCUGACCCGCAUGGUGGUCAUGCCGAUGGAGGUCGGCUCGAUUGAGGGCACGUUUAAAAUCACCGCUGGACUUACGAUGCGAGUGCUGAGGGCAAACCGCGACUCGCUGAUGGCUGUGCUGGAGACAUUUGUGUUUGACCCGCUGGUGUCGUGGUCGUAUACACAGGACACAGCCAGCAGUGCCAGCAAUCUGUCGUCCCAGCAUGGUCUGAAAAAACAGGAACCGCCGGAGGAGUGGCAAAUUUCCCAGAGCAGCGACAGUGACAAGAUUGAAUAUGGCAGUCGGCCCGACAAAAGGAUGUGCACAUCUGACAUGGCCAGGAUGGCCGAUUUUGCUGGCCACAGGACCAUGCAGUGGCAGGCUGGGAACCCAAAGGCUAUGGCUAUCCUCACCCGUAUCGCGAGCAAACUACAGGGUACCGAUUUUGACAAAAACGAGAAACUGACUGUGGCCAUGCAAGUCGAUAAGUUGAUCCAGCAGGCAACGUCGUCAGAAAACUUGGCUGUUAUGUAUCCAGGAUGGGUUCCACUGUGGUAAACACGACCUGUAUUAUAAUUUACGUGCAACUUUCAAUCUUGUCCAAUUGCUAAACAUGAGCAGUUGCACGUAGUGGACAUAGCAAUAUGAGAACCAAAAGAUAAGGUAGAAAACACAGCCUACCUUGAGCGUGUAGCUGAUUUCCUGCAAAUGGCAACUCGAAAGGAGCGCAUGUUCAAAUACAUAUUUCAUAUCAAUGUCGUAACAACACCGGUUAAUUUGCAACCUCAUGAGCAAAGAACACCCCAAGGUGGAUGUCUCAUUAAUAAUAGGGGAAAUGUGUUAGGAUGAUAGAUAUUGGCUGGCUGAGCUAGAUGAUCGGAUAUACUGCAUCGAUAGUGUUCAAAGUACAGCUGCAGUCUUAGGGUUCGAGGAUAGUAGGUAAUACGCGCGCGGUAUGUGACGCAGCUUCCAAGUAGGCGUAAUCCAGCAGCAUUACCAGCCGAUAUUAUAUCCAG